UGUGUGAGCCAGCAGCAGUCACUCAUCUGCCACAGACAGGCUCCCGCACACACACACGCACUUUGCUCUUUUUUUUUGUUUGUUGUUGUUUUUUUUGUUUUUUUUUUAACUAAAAUAUAUUUUUGGUAUUUAUUUGAUUUCCAAUGUUGGUGUCUUUGCGAUGUUUGGAUUUGUCGUCCCUUGCUUUUUUCACGUGUCAGUGGGAAAAUAAAACAGACAGAGAUCUGUAGGGAGCUGUCAAGAGGAGUUACAGAGAGAGAGAAGCAGCAGGGGAUAAGCGUUAAAAAAGAGACAAGGGGUUGGAGAAUUUGCUGUUCACUUGUGUCUUCAUCACUCUCCCCAUCAUCUUCCUCCUCCUUUCCUGCCACCAUCCCUCAUUCAACACCUUGCCUGUGAUUGACAUCUGGAGAGGCUGACAGCCAUGCGAAUCCCCACUCCGUCUCCAUGUGGCUCUGUCCUGGGCCGGCUCUGACAUCUGACAAUUAAUAACAAUAAUACGGGAGCCAAAGGAAGAAAUUGGAGAACACUAAAAAGAAGAAGAGUCACUUCGCUCCUGGCUUGUGCUUCAUGAAUUUAUUCUUAUUAUUUCUUUGCAAUUUCUUUUCGUGUUGCUGAUUGAAGAAUAUUUGCUGGAUUGCAAAAGAACUAGGAAUUCAUUUCAAUUUCGCCCCUUCACCCUUUUUCCCCCUUUGCACCCUCCCCAGGGCACGGACAGCCCCCCACAUCACUUGGGAGAGAGGGGCUGUGGAUAUAUUAUAGGGCGCACGGACAGGAGUUUAUUGAUGGCUCAAAGGUACGAUGAGUUACCGCACUAUGGCAUGGACGGAGUGGGGGUCCCAACCUCAAUGUAUGGAGACCCCCAUGCCCCAAGACCAAUCCCACCGGUACACCACUUAAACCACGGACCCCCCCUCCAUGCCAGCCAGCACUAUGGAACUCAUGCCCCCCACCCUAAUGUCAUGCCCACCAGCAUGGGAUCUGCGGUGAAUGAUGCUCUAAAACGGGACAAAGAUGCCAUUUAUGGACACCCCCUCUUCCCUCUUCUAGCUUUGGUGUUUGAGAAAUGUGAAUUGGCGACCUGCACCCCACGGGAGCCAGGAGUCGCGGGUGGGGACGUGUGUUCAUCAGAUUCUUUCAACGAGGACAUCGCAGUAUUCGCCAAACAGGUCCGGGCCGAGAAACCUCUCUUCUCUUCCAACCCAGAACUGGAUAAUUUGAUGAUCCAAGCUAUACAAGUCCUGCGGUUUCACCUCUUGGAGUUAGAGAAGGUCCAUGAACUGUGCGAUAAUUUCUGCCAUCGAUACAUCAGCUGUUUGAAAGGGAAAAUGCCCAUAGACUUAGUGAUUGAUGAGAGGGACGGGAGCUCUAAGUCUGACCACGAAGAAUUGUCAGGAUCCUCCACCAACCUCGCAGACCAUGUGAGUCAUAACCCAGCUUCAUGGAGAGAUCAUGAUGAUGCUGUAUCCACGCAUUCUGCGGGUACACCGGGGCCCUCAAGUGGAGGUCACGCCUCCCAAAGUGGGGACAACAGCAGUGAACAAGGGGAUGUUUUAGAUAACAGCGUGGCCUCUCCUGGCACAGGGGAUGACGAUGACCCAGACAAAGAAAAAAAGAGGCAGAAGAAACGUGGCAUCUUUCCCAAAGUAGCAACAAACAUCAUGAGAGCGUGGCUCUUCCAGCAUCUUACGCACCCAUACCCAUCAGAGGAACAGAAAAAACAGCUGGCACAGGACACAGGACUAACAAUUCUACAAGUAAAUAACUGGUUCAUUAAUGCAAGAAGACGGAUAGUUCAACCCAUGAUCGACCAGUCAAAUCGAGCAGGUUUUCUUCUUGAUCCUUCAGUGAGCCAAGGAGCAGCAUAUAGUCCGGAGGGUCAGCCAAUGGGAAGCUUUGUGUUGGAUGGUCAGCAACAUAUGGGAAUCCGGCCCGCAGGACCUAUGAGUGGGAUGGGCAUGAACAUGGGCAUGGAUGGACAGUGGCACUAUAUGUAAACUUGUCCUGCAGUGCGGUUACAAGCAAUGGAUGUCUGCAGGACAUGCCAGGGGAUUGUCUUUCUCAGGGUGGUCCUAUGGGUAUCAGUUUGGUACAACCAGCUCUCACUACUCCCCAAAAGACAUUAUGCCCUUCUACUGAAGAAAUGGACCUCCGGUGCCCCACAUCUGCCAAGCUCCCCAUCAUGAAACACAUAGCUAACUGGAGGAUUAGUUCAUUUUGGGAUGGCCAUGUACGCACAACCAUCACAUUGUUUCGAACCAAGCCUUUGGGAGGGAGGGUAACAUCCUGAAAAUUACCCCAACAUUAUAAGGAACCUCAAGGGAAAAAUGAUAAUAUGUUUAGACAAUUAAACUUUGACAAGUUUAAAAAAAAUAUAUAAAUUUAAUUCCAGACAGCUGUGAUUUUUUAAAAGAUAUUUGUCAUUUUUCUUCAUCAACAAAGGACCAAUAAAAUGAACACAAAUGUGAAAAUAUGGGCGUGAUGAAAUGCCCACUAAAAUACAAGUCCCCUCUGGAAAAGCAAAGCAGAAAAAGACUCAGAGAUAUAACUACUGUAGGAUAUAAACAUAGGAACUAAGUUAACUUGUACAUUUCUGUGGAUUUAAAUAGUUUUAGAAAAGAGACAAAAAGAUAUCCUUGUUUUUUCCACACUAUGUGUGUUGUUCCCAAAAGAAUGACUGUUUUGGCUCAGCCAGAACCCCUACUACAUUUUCCCUAAGAAGAGCUGUGGAGUCCUUUCACCUGUCUGACCAGUACAGAGGAACAUGAGGAACAGAGAUGCCAAGAAAGAAUAUGAGGCUGUCUGCAACCCCUCGUGAACUAUUUUGUUUAGGCACAUCCAAGACCAUGUGAAGAUUUGACAUAUGGUUGUCUGUAUCUGGCACUACAAAACAAUUUAUAAUAGGUCAGUUGGAAGGAAGGCAGAGACAUUUUUCCACCAUUGACCUCUCUUCGUUGUGUGGAUGCUCCUUGUUUUUAGGGGAAUUCCUGCAAACUGGUCUUUGCACCAAAUGACAUGGACUGAACUUAAUUGUAAACUCAAAGAUUGGAGAACGAGAGUGUGUGUGAAUGUGUGCGAGACAGAAGACAAGGACGUAUGUAAGAAAAAAUAAUUUGUAUGUUUCUUUUUCAAGUGGGGAGACGUGAUGAGUAGUGGAGAUGAGGUGUGUGUUGGAGAAAAUGAUGCAGUAUCACUAAGUAACGGAGUAGUAACAGUGAGAGAAUGUGUCUUAUUAAACAGACUGGAAUCUGUGAGGAGGAGGUCUUGAGUGUGAGUGAGGGGGAGGAGCUGUGGGAAUGUUUGUAAGAGGAAGGGGUAUGUAUCAUAAAGUAUGCGUUGAAAUAUUAUAGUGUGAUUGCAAGAAAACUAGAGAAUAUGCAAAUGUGACAGAAUGUGUAUGUUAGAGAAGGGAAGAAAAUACUGUAACAAAAUUUGUUCAGAGUUUGUUCUAUUAAUGUUUCAUGUUAGAUAUUAUAUGUGUUACCUCAAUGGAAAAAAGAAUGUUCUCCUAGUAAAAACUGCUGUGGGAUUGAUAUUGUAUGUCCAUGAAGAAUUUCUUUCUCAGCACGUGUUCCUCAUUAGAGAAAAAUGCUGUUACCUUUAAGCUUUGUCAAAUUUACAUUAAAAUACUUGUAUGAGGACUGUGACUUUAUGUUUAAAGAAAAAAAAAGGUGUUACAAAAUGCGGUAAUAAAUAUUUCAUUUUGGAUUUUU
Bombina bombina (fire-bellied toad) is the source of this 3710-nucleotide messenger RNA. RefSeq names its product Meis homeobox 2 (gene MEIS2). The record is from RefSeq and is a predicted model, not a curated record. The coding region runs from base 783 to 1994 and encodes 403 amino acids. Gene Ontology annotation, biological process: brain development; eye development; positive regulation of transcription by RNA polymerase II. The transcript has 13 exons. Gene Ontology annotation, molecular function: DNA-binding transcription activator activity, RNA polymerase II-specific; RNA polymerase II cis-regulatory region sequence-specific DNA binding. NCBI's taxonomy places the organism in Eukaryota, Metazoa, Chordata, Amphibia, Anura, Bombinatoridae.